Molecule: messenger RNA, 3695 nt
Organism: Durusdinium trenchii
Lineage: Eukaryota; Dinophyceae; Suessiales; Symbiodiniaceae
Source: the annotation of a GenBank genome assembly
AAGAGAAAGAGAAAGAGAAAGAGCAAGAGAAAGGGAAAGGGAAAGGGAAAAGAGAAAAGAGAACAGAGAACAGAGAAAGAGAUAAGAGAUAGAGACAGAAGAAAGAAGGAAGCUUCUUGUUUUGGUGAAGGAAUAUGAAGAAGCUAGAGACCAACUAGCCAUAGACGGCUGUUCUUGAGCACUCUGCUGAGACAUACCGCAAGAGCCGAUAAGAGCCGUGCGUUUCUUCAUAGGAAGUUCCUCUGGACCGUCACGAAUAAACAUGCCCUGACAGAGUUUCUCUACCUCAGUUUACAAAGCUUAGAUUCCGGAGUAGGAUAUCCAUGGGUGAGGUGGCCAUAGUCUCAACUCUCAGCCUUAGCCUUCCAAACAACUGCAAAGCAAAGGAUGGUUUGAUAGUUCCACAGUUCCAGGAUUUCAGUCACCAGGCCUGCCUUUAUGAAGACUUGCUGGCCCUUAUGUAUUCGGAUUCAAUGGUUUGCCCUCUAAACAUGAUCUCUAGACUCCAACCGUUUGAACAGCGGAUCAGCAAACCACUUCGUUCUUUCAGUAGCUUCACAUCCCAGUCAAGUCCCACACCAUGCAUUGAUGAGGUUGGGGUAUCAAAAAUGUAUCAGCAAAUGUGCAGCUAACAUCAGCUAACGUGAAGUCGAAGAAGCUUGGGUAGCAUGUUGCAGAAGGGUUGACACUUUGAACUGGCAAUCAGAAAGAAGGUCCAAGAAAAUCUGCUGCUCGUGGUAACUGCUCCAGAUGCUGUACAUGUUUUUGAUCUCGAUGCACUUUGAGGCGGCGCUGAAGGCCGAGAUCGAAGAGCAAAAGGCUACGUUCGACAAAGAGCUUCAGCAGCAGAUGUCUGUUUCUCAGGAGCUUCAAGAUCAACUGGCACGUGCAAGAAAGUCGAUGGAGGAUAGCUUGGCCACCGGGGGUGAAACCCUCCAGGCAGCUUUUGGUGAAAGGGACCUUCUGCAAGUCGAGCUAAGAAAAUUGGGGGACGAAGCUGCCAAGCUGCGGCAAAUAGUCGACGAAAGGAGUGAAACUUUACGGCUUCAAUCACAGGAUCUAGCCAGUGUGAAAGAAUCCUUGGCUGAGUCAGAGAAAGCAGGCGGAGUGCUGAAGGCAGAAUUGAAGGUGCUCAAGCGCAACCUGGUGACUUCUCAGGAAGAACUGGCCAGAUUGCAGGCAAGACAUGAGGAGCUUCUGAAAAAGAACAAGCAGGAACAGGGAGAGCUGCAGGCCAGCAGUGCCAUGGAAAAGCAGUUGCUGGAAGAGAAGCUCCAGGCCUGCCAAGAAAGGGAGGCGUUGCUUCGUAUAGACCUGAAAUCUUGCCAAGCCUCGGAGGCUGAACUGCGGGUAGAAGCAACGAACCAUCGAGAAGAGGUCCAGAGGCAGCAGGCAUUGAUAGCGGAGCAAUCUCGUGAGCUGGAGAGCCUGAAGAAGGCCUUAUAUGAUGCAACUCAACGUCAAGAAGACCUGGCACGUCAGGGUGGUGAAGUUCAGAGACUGCAGGUUGAGCUGCAUCAGCACAAAGAACAGAUUGAGAUCUUGGAGAAGACCAUGGCACAGCAAGAAAUUGAUUCCCAGCGCUCCUUGGAAGAGGCAGCAGUUGCAGCAAAACGUGAGAUAGAAGCAGAGCGUGCUUCGCACACCUAUGCCAUCGACACACUAGAAAGGACUCAUGAACAACAUCUGGCAGACACACAGCAAGCUCAUGUCGCGGAACUUGGUGCACUUCGGGCAGAACUUGAAGCGGAGGCACAGAGACUGAGGAGCCAGCUGAGUCAACUUGAGUCUACUGACCAGAAUGGUCGGCGGCUUCUUGAGGAACAAGCAAGCGAACUGCAAGAUGUAUUGAAGAAGCUGCAGGAUACUGAAGCACGGCUUGAGAAAGCCACUGAGCUUGCAGAUGAGGAGCGGAGAUUGAAGGCAGAGCUUGAAAACAAGCUCGCCGCAUCUGCACUCGAACUACAGAGACUUCAAGGUGAACUUCAAGGUGAGGUAGAGAUGCAAAAACAAGAGCACUCAGCUGCCAUGGAGCGCGUGCGUGAAGACUUCCAAAAGGAGAUUGGCCUGUUGACCGAGAAACACAGCAGAGAAACCCAACGCCUGGAAGAGGAGAUGAAGCGGGCUUUGGAGAGCCGUGGAAGGGAAGGUCUUGCUGAAGUGCAGCGCCUGCAAGAGGAGAUGAGGCAACAGAAGCGCGGAUACGAGGAAGACAUCAGGAUUCUGAAAACAAAGAUCGAAGAAUUGGAGAACGCUUUGCAAUUCUCGCAAAAGGAAGCCGAGGCCCAGCUUCGGGACAUGGAGGGCACCAUGCGCCUUGAGGUCGAAAAGGUGCGGACUGAGGGUGUGGAGAUGGUGCAAAGACUAAGCACGGAGCAUGAGGCGAAGCUUGAAAGCAUCUUCCAAAAGCAGUCUGCUGCGUUGGAACAACUUCAGCAGAAGCUUGGGUCAUCUCAUCAGGAGCGGAUUGAUGAAAUGCGUGCAAAGCAUUCACGCGACAUUGAUGGUCUGAAGACUGCUCAUGCUGCUGACAUGCGGGAUGCGGCCGCUUCUCACAAGGCAGCCUUGCAGGAGGUGCGAACUGAAAAGGCUCGAGCAAUACAAGAGUUGGAGAACGCUGCCAAAGCUGCAGCUGACAGGCAUGCAAGCGAAGUGCAUUCGCUGAAUGAGUCGUUGCAAUCAGAGCGCGGCCACUUGAAAUCUGCGCGCGCGGAGGCGCUGGGUUUGCAAGAAGAGUUGCGGAAAGCACAAGCAAGUGCAGCAGAAAUGGAGGCACAAUUCAAUACAGCCGUGGCAAAGCAUGAGGAAACCACAAAGCGGAGACAACAGGAAUUCGACAGGGAAAAACGGCAUUUGAAAGAGCAGCACAAGCGAGGAGUGGAGCAGCUGCUUGAGAAGCACAUCAAGGAGACGGCUGCGCUCAAAGAGCAAUUUGACCGAGCCAGACAUUUGCAGGAGAUGCAAAUGGAGAUGCAGCAACAGCGCAUCAUAGAGCUGCAGAAUCUCUACAAUUCGAGACCAUCGCGUGAAGAGGAUUUGCAGCUUAUUGCUCACUUGGAGACGGACGUGCAAGCAAAAUCUGCUCACAUCAAGAAGCUCUUGGAUGACAUGCAGUUUUACAAGCUGGAGUUGGUAAAUCGUGAGCAGAACUACAACAAGGUUUUUGGCGCAGCGCCAACUGUCGGCAUAAUGAAUCCAAUUGCCGCCAAGAAGCCAAGUGGGCCAAGUGGAGCGCAACAGAUGAGAGUAGUGCAGCAGCCUGGUGCUGCUAUGAACGGAGUCAACAUGGGCCUACCACCGCUCGGAACUCCUGCUCCAACCAGAAGCAACAGCAACAAGCCCAGCAAGAGGCCAUCAAGUGGCAGCAUGCGCCGUGCAGGAUCCAUGGAAUGAUCUGAGUAAACUUUUUGCAAGCGAGAUCCCACUUUUUCCGAAGUGGGGACUCAAGAGCCCCCAGCAAAGUCUCUAAACUUGUUUCACAUAGCUAUGCACAAGGUAGUUACGUGUCACCUCUGGUGCUGCCAGUACUGCUGUCUUGCCAAGUCUGCGGCAGCGUUUCGAUUUGCAAAGCAAUUCAGCAGCACAGAAGGAAGUAGUGAAUUUAAUUGAUCUCGAUUAACACAUCUACACUCUUCACUGGCUUGCUUGUCGCUCGAGAUCAAACUGCCAGUUUGCUCCAAAUUGUGUCGGGAGGC